UCAAUAAUGACCGAUAGAGGAGCUUUUUACACCAAAAUUUUCUAACAUCUUUUCUUUCCAAGUUAUUUUAUACAAAACAAGCCUGAUAAAACGGCCGUUACAUUAUUUAAAUUGUAAGACACAGGAGCACAAUAAACUUAUCUGGCAAUAACAGAGUCUGAAUAACUAUUUUUUGUAAUAUAAUUUCAAUGAGAAGUGUCUAAACUGGAAAUCCUUACAACAGUUUAUAAUUCGUGAAGAUAUAAAAUUUUUAUUUAUAAAACUUGUUUUUAUAACAAAUAGAAUUUGAUAGGAAUAUGGAUUUUCCAUUUAGAAGUAAAAAUCUUAAAAAAUUAACGAUUAAUAAUGGAAAUGGUUCUUCAAGCACAAAUGAAAAAGAAAAUCACAAUACUGUCAACAAAAAUUCAGACAGCUUACAAAAAAAAGUGAUGAAUUAUCUUCAUAAAAAUUAUGGUUCUAAAGAAGAGAAGAAAGAAGAGAAAAAAGAAGAAAAAAAGGAUGAUUAUGAACCACAACAAAUAGUUGAUCGAAAUCAAGAAAUUAAAUCAAUAGAGAAAGAUGAAAUAGUUACCAAAAAUGGAGAUAAAUAUGAUCAAGAUAGUGAAAAGGGCUCUGAUCAGAAGAAAAAGUGGGUUUUAACUGAUUUUGAGAUUGGAAAUCCACUUGGUAAAGGAAAAUUCGGAAAUGUUUAUUUAGCAAGGGAAAAACGUUCAAAGUUUAUCAUUGCUAUGAAAGUUCUUUUUAAAAGUCAAAUUGAAGAAGGCAAUGUCGAGCAUCAAGUCCGUAGAGAAAUUGAAAUUCAAACACAUCUGAGACAUCCCAAUAUUUUACGAAUGUAUGGCUAUUUUCAUGACGUUAAGAGGGUUUAUCUCAUUUUGGAGUACGCACCUGGAGGAGAAUUAUACAAAGCUUUGAAAAAAGAACCCAAUGGACGAUUUGACGAACCAAGAACUGCUGGAUACAUUAAACAAUUAGCUAGUGCAUUAAAAUAUUGUCAUAGUAAGAAAGUCAUUCAUCGAGAUAUAAAACCAGAAAACUUAUUGUUGGGAAAAAAUGGGGAGCUUAAAAUAGCCGAUUUUGGUUGGUCAGUUCAUGCUCCUUCAUCAAGAAGAGAGACUUUGUGUGGAACAUUAGAUUAUUUACCUCCAGAAAUGGUUCUUGGAAAACCCCAUGAUCAUUCUGUUGACUUGUGGGGAACUGGAGUACUUUGUUAUGAAUGUCUUACGGGGAAACCUCCGUUUAUUGCUAAAACUUACGAUGAAACAUACAACAAAAUUAUCAAGGCUCGUUAUACAUUCCCUUCUUACAUUAGUGAAGCAGCUCGAGAUUUAAUUUCUAAGUUAUUAGUUGUCAAAUCAGAGCUUCGAUUACCUUGGGAUGGUAUUUUAUCCCAUCCAUGGAUAACUGCUGAAAAUAAAUAAUUUAAAACCCGUCCAGAUCAUUUUUUAACUUAAAUUCAUUUUUCAUAUUAGAUAGCAUGCAAGUUUUUAGCAAUAUAGAUUGGAUAUAAAGUAAAUCAUCAUUAUGUAAAUAAAUUUGUUUCUGUUUUAAUUUAAGAGAUAAAUCAUAACAUUUACUAUUGUAAGAAAAAGUGUCAAUUUAAAAGUACUUUUAAGUUUUACAAUCGAUAGGCGACACUUGAAAUAUUUUAUUGACUUCUUUUAUACAUUAUUCAUCAUAAAUUCAAUGUAAAUUGCGCAUU
This is a messenger RNA of Chelonus insularis, 1702 nucleotides long. RefSeq names its product aurora A (gene aurA). Lineage: Eukaryota; Metazoa; Arthropoda; Insecta; Hymenoptera; Braconidae. Gene Ontology annotation, molecular function: ATP binding; protein kinase activity. The coding region runs from base 297 to 1421 and encodes 374 amino acids. The transcript is spliced from 5 exons. The record is from RefSeq and is a predicted model, not a curated record. Gene Ontology annotation, biological process: mitotic spindle organization; regulation of cytokinesis; protein phosphorylation. Gene Ontology annotation, cellular component: chromosome passenger complex; kinetochore; spindle midzone.